This is a messenger RNA of Morus notabilis, 1658 nucleotides long. Its product is annotated as PI-PLC X domain-containing protein At5g67130. The record is from RefSeq and is a predicted model, not a curated record. Bases 164 to 1357 code for a protein of 397 amino acids. Gene Ontology annotation, molecular function: phosphoric diester hydrolase activity. The transcript is spliced from 9 exons. Gene Ontology annotation, biological process: lipid metabolic process. Lineage: Eukaryota; Viridiplantae; Streptophyta; Magnoliopsida; Rosales; Moraceae.
ACAACUUUCCUAACCGCCCCUAAAAAAAAAAAAAAUUACAAUUCCCCUAAACCAACUUAAGCACUUGCAUUUAUAUCACGCAAAAAUCCCUGACUCUUCACAUCUUAUUCUAAACUUGUUUUUCUCUCUUCCUUCUCAUUUCAUCAUAAUAUAAUUCAAAGCAAUGGAGUCGCAGAGAAUUCUUCUCUUCAUCUCCAUUGCAACUCUUUUCACCGCAACUUUCCUCCUGAAUUCUUCUUCAGCUCUCAAGCAAGGAGAAACAUGCGCAACAAACAAGAACUGCGACUCAGGGUUGCACUGCCAGACAUGCGUAGCGAACGGGAAUUUACGCCCUCGUUGCACCAGAAUAAAACCCAUAAACCCCAUUUCUCAAAUGAAAGGCCUUCCGUUUAAUCGGUAUUCAUGGCUGACGACGCACAAUGCGUUUGCGAGGCUGGGGAAAAGUGUGGCUCCCUCUAACCAGCAGGACUCCAUUACCGAUCAGCUCAACAAUGGUGUACGAGGGUUCAUGCUUGAUAUGUAUGACUUCAGAAACGACAUUUGGCUGUGUCACUCCUUCGGCAGCAAGUGCUAUAACAUUACUGCUUUUCAACCUGCCAUUAAUGUCCUCAAGGAAGUUCAAACAUUUCUUGAAUCAAACCCAUCAGAAAUAAUCACCAUUAUCAUUGAAGAUUACGUGACAUCCCCAAAGGGCCUUAGCAAAGUGUUUGAUGCAGCUGGACUAAGGAAAUAUUGGUUUCCGGUAUCAAGAAUGCCCAAAAAUGGUGGUAAUUGGCCAACAGUUGAUGAUAUGAUCCAAAAGAAUCAACGUUUGGUUGUUUUCACUUCUAAAUCAAGUAAGGAGGCUUCCGAGGGCAUUGCCUAUCAAUGGAGAUACAUGGUAGAAAACCAAUAUGGAAAUGGAGGAAUGAAAAACGGGUCGUGCCCGAACCGGGCAGAAUCACCCGCCAUGAAUACAAAAAGUAGAUCGUUGGUGCUAAUGAACUUUUUCAGAGACAAUCCAGAUUUGCCUCAAUCUUGCAAGGACAAUUCUGCUCCAUUACUUAACAUGGCUAAUACUUGUUAUGAAGCUGCUGGUAAAAGAUGGCCCAACUUCAUUGCAGUUGAUUUUUACAAGAGAAGUGAUGGUGGUGGGGCCCCUGCAGCUGUAGACGUUGUGAAUGGCCAUUUGGUUUGCGGAUGUGGGAACAUUGCCUAUUGCAAGGCAAACGGGACAUACGGAGUAUGUGACCAACCCGAGGCUGAAGCUACACCUAAAGGCGGAUCCUCACAAAAGUCAGGCGUUGGGGACUUAAAUAGGAAACCUCUUCAAUUGCGGUUGUUAUUUCUGACACUUCUUCUGGUCAUAUUCUUUUAAAUCUCAUUACUGUAGAAAUUUGCCACUUAUCUUACCAGGAAUCAAAUGAAAAGGACAUUGAAAAAGAAAAAGAAAUCAUCUAUUUUUAGCCCAAAGAAGUUGAAACAUAGUGCCACUGCCAAAUGGGACUCAUGUGAUUAUCUGAUCACUAAGCACGCGCGUGUGUGUAUAUAUAUAUAUAUAUAUAUAUAGUGGUUAUUCUGCUUUUUAAUAGUUUAACGUGAGAUACAUAAAACUUAGUGACUGUCUGGAACAGCCUUCGGAGGUCAAUAUUUUUUCGUCAUUGUGUAAGUGGAGCUUA